UUAAUAAGUUUCCGCAGAAGAAAAAAACUCGGAAUAAUUAAUAAGAAGAAAAAGAAAUAAUAAUUUAUGAUAGUGCUAAAUAUAUAUUUUAAAUAACAACAACGAAAGUUGAUAACCUAAAAAGAGAAUAACAACAGCAACAAAAAAGGAAAACAAACAAAAAUAUCACAACAAAGAAACAAAAGGUUCUUCACUUAGGCUUUAACAAAAAAAACAACAAAAACAACAGUAGCAUCGGCAGCAACAGCAGCAGAAGCUCCAGCUCUUAUUUCUGGUGUUCAUUUAUUUAUUAAGAAAACCUAAAUAAAAAAAAACAUACACACAAAAUAUACAACAUAUACACAUAUUUAUAUAUCCACCAGCAGCAGCCAGCCAGCCAGCCGACCAGCCAUCAAAGCCUCCAGCCCAGGGGUUUACCAAGAAUCACGAAACACAACAAGAAGAGGUAGCAGCAUAAACAAAGGAUUAAAGCACAAAAAACCCAGCAUCAGCCCAGCGUAGCAGGAAUCGAGUAGAACAAACACCACCACAACCAACACAACAAAAACAAAAAACACACAACAAUGGAAGCAAUUGCCAAACAUGAUUUCACAGCAACGGCUGAUGAUGAGCUCUGUUUUCGUAAAAAUCAAAUCUUAAAGAUUUUAAAUAUGGAAGAUGAUUCAAAUUGGUAUCGUGCUGAAUUAGAUGGCAAAGAAGGUCUCAUACCCAGCAAUUACAUAGAAAUGAAAAAUCAUGAUUGGUACUAUGGUCGCAUUACCCGCGCUGAUGCUGAAAAACUAUUAUCGAACAAACAUGAAGGCGCUUUUUUAAUACGUAUUAGUGAAUCAAGUCCGGGUGAUUUUUCAUUAUCGGUUAAGUGUCCCGAUGGUGUUCAACAUUUUAAAGUAUUACGUGACGCACAAGGUAAAUUCUUCCUUUGGGUGGUUAAAUUUAAUUCAUUAAAUGAAUUGGUUGAAUAUCAUCGAACGGCAAGCGUAUCCAGAUCACAAGAUGUCAAAUUAAGAGAUAUGAUACCUGAAGAGAUGCUUGUACAGGCCCUGUACGAUUUUGUGCCACAAGAGUCAGGUGAAUUGGAAUUCAGACGUGGUGAUGUCAUCACCGUAACAGAUCGUUCCGACGAGAACUGGUGGAAUGGUGAGAUUGGCAAUCGUAAGGGCAUUUUCCCAGCUACCUAUGUAACGCCAUAUCAUCACUCAUAAUUAUUGCUUAAAUACAACAAUCACCAGCAACAACAACAACAGCAGCCACAACAUCCCCACAACAGUAACAACAACAACAUCAGCAAAUAUCCCAACAAAAUAUCCUAUUAAAUUAUAAAAAAAAAUUAUCGAAUAAAACAAAAAAACGGAAAACUUUUAGAAAGUAAAAAAACCAAACCCUCCUCCUCGUCCAUCUUUUUUUCAUGCUCUUCAUACUCAACACCCAAACAACCAUUGUAAACACCGUCAUUGAACCACAACCCGAACAGCAACAACAGCAACAAGAAACGCAAACGCAAUUUAUUUAAAUAAACGCCACAUUUUUUUACACACA
This is a messenger RNA of Musca domestica (house fly), 1536 nucleotides long. RefSeq names its product growth factor receptor-bound protein 2 (gene drk). Bases 564 to 1202 code for a protein of 212 amino acids. The transcript is spliced from 6 exons. Lineage: Eukaryota; Metazoa; Arthropoda; Insecta; Diptera; Muscidae. The record is from RefSeq and is a predicted model, not a curated record. Gene Ontology annotation, molecular function: protein binding.